AUGGCCUUGCUGAGGCCCUCUCAAGGCCUUCUCAAUCUUUCGCGGAGUCUCCUCAGCAUCUUCCCAGAACACCUGCGCCCGGGCUGUUCACGUCAAUUAGCUUUAACCCCUUCUUGGGCUGUUCAGACCACAGUAGCAGAGAGCUGCAGCAACGGAUAUGCAAUGCCACGAGAUCCAGUAACGGUUGGCGUUGCAUCUGCCGGGAUGCCAACGAUCCUGGAAAGCAUAGCUAGCGGCUGCCUGGGUGGAAACUUAGACGAGAAGGCGUUAAGCAGCCUGCUCUCUCUGCCCAGUCCAGUCACUGCACUGAGCAUUUUGAACAAGGUUACCAGCAGUCAAGACGAGGUUCGAAAUGUCUCGGCCUUCGUCUCAACAGCUGUCAGGAAUGCGCAACCCACUCCCGGCAAGCAGGAGUUGGAGAGUGCUCUGGCCUUGAUGGAGCAGGCGCGGCAUCUAGACGAGAAGGCGAUCCGCGAGUUGCAGGGCAAGUCGGUGCAGGCAGCGUGCAAUGCCCUGGGAAUCCUCCUGCAGCAACAAGAGGGUUCCGUGCGGAAUCCAUCUGCGUACGUCUGCCGGAACUUGCAGAACGAUCGACGAGGCCCCGAAGACCUGCCUGCAGCCGGGGCACCGUAUCAAAUGUCCAUGGCGCCGCCGCGCUCUGCACCGCCUCCUCCACCGGUUGCGCAGCCAAACUUUGCAGCAGGAGGCAUGCUUCCUGUUGCACGGCCUCUAAUUGAGAUCUCACCUGGUGGCCUGGAAGCAUUAGACGAGCUUCUCGCGAAGUGGCGACCAGCCAUCGAUCAAAAGGCAUGGCAGUCCCUCAUGGCCUUGGACAGCCAUGCCGUAGAUAUCUUGCAGGAGCUCGAUCAGAAAGCGGAUCAAAUCCGAAGUCCUUCGGCCUACGUCCAGCGAGCUGUCGGGAAUGCUAAGGCGGGCCAUGCCCCCGGCAGACCGCGGACAGGCAUGCACCCGCCUCCUCCAGCGCCCAUGGGAUCUAUGAUCCCGGGAGCACCACCGCCUGUUAACCUUCCAUUUCAAGCAGGUGGCCAGGGCUUUGCACCUGUUGAAGACAGUCCAGAGGUUGGAAACCUCUUCAGCGACCAGGUGCAGGCAUGGAGCCCAUCUGCGUACUCUCGCUCGGCCAACGGAAACCAGGGCCAGGCCAACUUGAUCUCGGCACCCAACGAGGCUUUUUUCGGUUGUGAGAACGUGAUCAGCCUCCUGGACGACGAUGCCAAGAGGGCAUUGGACGCCCUGCCUGAAGAGCUCGGCAUGGUCUCUGCCAGCCUUGAUGAGAAGGCUCUGUCGGCCUUGCACGAGUUGCCGCCCGGCUCGGCCGUCCACAUUGUGCGCAACUUGAGGAAGCAAGAGGCGCAGGUCACCAAUGCCAGCGCCUGGGUUUGCAAGGCGGUUGGGAACAUGAAGCGUCCACCGCCGCCUUCAGCUGGUGCACCAGAGUUCGCAAAGCGGGCCAGGGUGUGA
Symbiodinium sp. CCMP2592 is the source of this 1482-nucleotide messenger RNA. NCBI's taxonomy places the organism in Eukaryota, Dinophyceae, Suessiales, Symbiodiniaceae. The record is from the annotation of a GenBank genome assembly.